Messenger RNA from Periophthalmus magnuspinnatus, 1215 nucleotides. RefSeq names its product SH3 and cysteine-rich domain-containing protein 3-like. Bases 90 to 1124 code for a protein of 344 amino acids. Gene Ontology annotation, molecular function: protein binding. The transcript is spliced from 13 exons. Gene Ontology annotation, biological process: positive regulation of protein localization to plasma membrane; positive regulation of voltage-gated calcium channel activity; skeletal muscle contraction. NCBI's taxonomy places the organism in Eukaryota, Metazoa, Chordata, Actinopteri, Gobiiformes, Gobiidae. Gene Ontology annotation, cellular component: extrinsic component of cytoplasmic side of plasma membrane. The record is from RefSeq and is a predicted model, not a curated record.
UGAGUGAAGCCCACCCAGCGCUGGACCAGGGAUACGACUGUGAAGACCCUGAACACCCUCUGUUGGUCCAAUUUCUAAAUUACAAGGAUAUGGCCAAUUAUGACUCGUUGGAUGACAAGGAUUCUGUAGACUUUCAUGACAAUCCUCCCCUCCCUGACAAUGUGGUGAAAGAGGAAGACAACACGGUGUACUUUAUCUACGAUGAAGAGGUGGAGGAAGAGGAGAAGGAGGAGCUGCCCCCUCCCGAGCCCCCUAAGCCUGUCAACGACAAACCACACAAGUUCAAGGACCACUACUGCAAGAAGCCCAAGUUCUGUGACGUCUGUGCACGAAUGAUAGUCUUGAAUAAUAAGUUUGCGUUGCGAUGCAAGAACUGCAAAACUAGCAUCCAUCACCAGUGUCAGUCCUAUGUAGAGUUCCAGAGAUGUUUUGGCAAAAUUCCUCCAGGUUUCAGAAGGGCCUACAGCUCCCCUCUGUACAGCAGUCAGCAGAACGCCACCGUCUCACAACUACUGCCAUUUUCACAGUCCAACCGCACAGAUCCUGUAUUUGAGACGCUGCGUAUUGGGGUGAUAAUGGCCAAUAAGGAGAGGAAGAAAGGCUCGGAAGACAAAAAGAAUAUGAUGAUGAUAAUGGAGGAUGAAGAUAACCAGCCAAAAGCAGAAGAGGGAGGUGAUGGAGCAAAUGUAGAUGGGGACAAAAGAGGAGACAAAGCGCCUUCUGAUGAUAAGAAUAAGAAGGUCCAGCCAGGAAAGAUCGGUGUGUUCAGCCAGUCUCACUACUACCUGGCUCUGUACCGCUUUAAAGCCAUAGAAAAAGACGACCUGGAUGUACAUCCUGGUGACCGCAUCACAGUAAUAGACGACUCUAAUGAAGAAUGGUGGAGGGGCAAGAGCGGAGAGAGGACGGGCUUCAUUCCAGCCAACUACAUCAUCCGGGUGCGGGCCGGGGAGCGAGUGUACAAAGUGAUGCGCUCCUUUGUGGGCAACCGAGAAAUGAGCCAAAUCACACUCAAGAAGGAUCAGAUCGUGGUGAAGAAGGGUGAAGAGGUGAACGGUUACCUAAAGGUCAGUACAGGACGAAAACUUGGCUUCUUUCCAGCCAAUCUGCUGCAAGAAAUCUAAAGCAGUGGCUCCAUGGACACAAAUACUUUUCCCAAUGCAGCAAUAACACUGUGUACAAUUACAUAUACUUCAUACUUUGUCCACUAUUGAC